AAUAAAAAAAAAGCACUGUUUUUAUUGUUUGAAUUUAACAAAACGAUAAUUUUAUUUUAUUAAUAAAAGAAAAAAAGGCCCGCAAAAGGGCAUUUAUUAUAAAACUCAUUUUACAAAAACAACAUAACUUUAUACAGAAACUAUAGAGUGUAUAAAUACCUUACCAACCUUAACUAUGUACCACCUAAUAAAUUAAGUAUCAUUUUCUAUUUGAACUUGUAUCUAUACGGGAGUUAGUUUGAAAUCGGAUGUGAAAUAUUAAGUGAAGUGAAGUGUCGUGUUUCAAACUUCUAUCCAAUUAUAAAAUGGAAUGAAAGGGGAAAGGAGAAGAGUUGAAUUAUUGUCAACCAGAAAAUUGGCGGUAAAACGACCUACCUACGUCGAACAACAUAACGUCCGGGAUUUGAUAUACCUACCUACCUACAUACCUAAUUAUAUACAAAGUGCGUCUAUUUAACCGUGACUUUAUUAAAUUGAGAAUUUAUUAUAUUGACACUGAUUUAAAUUAAUGUUGUACAAAUCAGAUACUUUUUAAUUCACCAAACAAAAAAAAAAGAUUACCAAUCUUGCCAUUAUACUUUAGUUCCUAUACUCGUACACACAACUUUGCUAUGAUCCUAUAGAUUUAUUAAUUAAUUACUAAUUUAUUGUAUUCUAAUUCCUACCUACAAACAUAUUAAAUAAAUAAAUCACCUGAAUAUACUUAAGAACAUUUUAAAGAUGCUGCAUAAGAUAUUCAUUUUUAUCUUGUCUACUGCCGGAUUUAUGCCAAGAAUGUCAGCCAUCACUCACAUAGUUAGCCGAGAUGAGUGGGGGGCCAGACCGCCAAAAUUGGUUGAGAAAUUUAAUGGCCCUGCACCGUUUGUCAUCAUCCAUCACUCGUAUCUGCCGCCUGCAUGCUUUACGACGCCGGAAUGCAUACUCGCCAUGAGAACCAUGCAGGAGUUCCAUCAAAUCGAACGUGGAUGGAAUGAUAUUGGUUAUAGUUUUGCAAUUGGUGGCGAUGGACAGAUUUAUGUUGGCCGAGGAUUUAACGUUAUCGGAGCACAUGCACCAAGAUACAAUGACAAAAGUGUUGGUAUCUGUUUGAUUGGCGACUGGAGGACAAAACUUCCACCAACAAAUAUGCUGCAAGCUGCAAGAGACUUAAUUGGAUUUGGAAUAGAGAAAGGAUACAUCGAUAAAAGUUUUAAAUUGCUUGGUCAUCGGCAAGUUCGUGACACCGAAUGUCCUGGUGAUAGACUUUUUGCGGAGAUAUCUUCUUGGCCAAACUUUACUCCUAAUAUAAAUGCAACAGAAAAUGAAAUUCCUGUUUGAGAUUUUCAAAAUCGUAAUUAAAACUAUAUUUUUAAUAA
Eupeodes corollae is the source of this 1355-nucleotide messenger RNA. RefSeq names its product peptidoglycan-recognition protein LB (gene PGRP-LB). Gene Ontology annotation, biological process: innate immune response; peptidoglycan catabolic process. NCBI's taxonomy places the organism in Eukaryota, Metazoa, Arthropoda, Insecta, Diptera, Syrphidae. The coding region runs from base 721 to 1317 and encodes 198 amino acids. Gene Ontology annotation, molecular function: peptidoglycan binding; zinc ion binding; N-acetylmuramoyl-L-alanine amidase activity. The transcript has 3 exons. The record is from RefSeq and is a predicted model, not a curated record.